CAGUAAGUGGUGCUUUUACUUUGUUGGUUUCCUUUGCUGCGGUGUGCUAGCUGGAUGAUGCGAGCAGCAGCGGGAGCAGAGGGGACUUUGGCAGGAUAGUUUCCCUCCUCACAUGGCCGCAGUGUCGGUGAAAUGUCCCUUUGUGUGGCUGCUGCUGGGGCUCUGCGUCCGGCCGUCAGACACCACAAACACCCGGGUCUCUAUGAACGAUGACGUCCUGCUGCCGUACGCCCACGGCCACGGCCCCUCCCACUCUCACCGCCACGUCAGAGACUGUCAGUCCGUCCGUCAUGGCAACAGCACCCACGAGAGCUGGCCCUCCAGUGACCACAGCCGGCUGCCGGACUCCACGGUGUUCGUAUCGGACGUCCCCGGGCGCUCCACGUGGGUUUACGGUCGGUGACGGACACUUUAAACCGAUUGGAGUCCAAUCCU
This is a messenger RNA of Morone saxatilis (striped sea-bass), 435 nucleotides long. Its product is annotated as N-acetylglucosamine-1-phosphodiester alpha-N-acetylglucosaminidase-like. Lineage: Eukaryota; Metazoa; Chordata; Actinopteri; Moronidae. The record is from RefSeq and is a predicted model, not a curated record.